This is a messenger RNA of Camellia sinensis, 1074 nucleotides long. The record is from RefSeq and is a predicted model, not a curated record. NCBI's taxonomy places the organism in Eukaryota, Viridiplantae, Streptophyta, Magnoliopsida, Ericales, Theaceae.
AUGGCAAAUUUGGUCAAUUUGCAGUUUUUGGACAUGGCAGACAAUCAUUUCAUCGGUAACAUUCUUGCUGAUAUUGGGAGGCUACAAAAGCUACAAAAAUUGGAUCUCUCAGGUAAUAAAUUCUAUGGGAAAAUUCCAUUGUCUUUGAAAAAUUUGACUUCACUAGCGUAUCUUUAUUUAGGAGUAAAUAAUUUGCAUGGCAAUAUUCCUUCAAGUCUGGGAAAAUGCCCUCUUGUAGAUCUGGCUCUUGGUUGGAAUAAUCUUAGUGGUACCAUACCCAAACAAGUUCUAACUCUCUCAUCAUUAUUGAACUUGUACCUACAUGACAACCAUUUGGUUGGGUCCAUACAACUAGAAAUUGGGAAUUUAAUAAAUCUUGAACAAUUGGAUGUUUCUAGGAAUAUGUUGUCCGGAAAAAUUCCAAGCACUCUUGGUAGUUGUGUUAAAUUGAGAUUUCUAUAUAUACAGAGCAAUAAUUUCUCGGGAACUCUUCCUUCAUCUUUAAGUUAUUUGAGAGCCUUCAAGAUUGUUUCGUCCAACACGGGGGCUCUGACAGGGGAUCCCCUUUCGCCAUACUUGUUCACUAUUUGUGCGGAAGGGAUGUCGGCGCUUCUCACACAUGCUAUGGCAAAUAACCAGUUGUUGGGGAUUUCUCUUUGUCGCAGUAGCCCACGAUUAUCGCAUUUGUCUUUUGCUGAUGAUAGUCUUCUGUUUGCGGCUGCCACUGAAGAUGAAGCGGGGGUGUUGCGAGAUGUCCUUCAAAUAUAUGAGCAAGCAUCGGGGCAGAAAAUUAAUUUCCAAAAAUCUACUGUUUGUUUCAGCAAAAAUACGGACUUGGUUACCCAGCAGGUCACAUCAAUUCUUGGGGUGGGUUCUAUGGCGACGUACGGGAAGUACUUGGGGUUACCGUAUUGUGUGGGCCACUCUAAACGAUCCGUUUUGGGGUUUGUCAAAGAGCGAGUAUGGCAUCGUUUGAAUGGGUGGAAGGAGAAAUUACUAUCCGUUGUGGGUCGCGAGGUCCUUAUUAAGUCUGUUGCUCAAGCACUCCCUACUUACAUUAUGUCCUGUUUUUGA